This is a messenger RNA of Cottoperca gobio, 4941 nucleotides long. RefSeq names its product leucine rich repeat containing 3B (gene lrrc3b). The record is from RefSeq and is a predicted model, not a curated record. The coding region runs from base 277 to 1059 and encodes 260 amino acids. The transcript has 2 exons. Lineage: Eukaryota; Metazoa; Chordata; Actinopteri; Perciformes; Bovichtidae. Gene Ontology annotation, molecular function: signaling receptor activity; protein binding. Gene Ontology annotation, biological process: signal transduction. Gene Ontology annotation, cellular component: plasma membrane.
GUAAAAGAUGCGAAUUCACACUGCGACUUGUGCAUCAGUGUGCGGAUACUUGAGCAGGCAGGCUGCCCUCCCAGCCUGUCUCUCCGGCUUCAUGUGAUGAACGUUUCCCCCCCCAGCAGCUGAUGUCUGUGUCUGCAGGCAGCAUGAUAGCAUCUGUUCACACUCCAGUAUCUCCAGUGGGCAGACAGUGAGGACCAGUCGCCACGAUGCGAUGUGUGUAAGGGACCAGAGGCGGUGUUGUGGCGCCCGGCGGGAUGCUGCUGACGGCCGGUCAGUAUGACUUUGCUGGACUUGUGGCUGUCGCGCUCCAUCCCCAUGUGCCUGCUCCUCCAGAGCCUUGUCCUCAUGGCCCUGUGCUUCCCCUCGGCCAGCAUGUGUCCAAAGGGCUGCAUCUGCCAACGUGACCUGCACCUCCACGGCCUCAACGUGACCUGCAGUCAGUCCCGCCUCAAAGAGAUCCCCCCCAGCCUCCCGGUGGACACCGUCCUGCUCAGGCUGGACCACAACCAGAUAGGCACCGUGCCAGAUCAAGCCUUCCACGGACUCAGGCUUCUGAGGGAGCUCAACCUUUCGUACAACGCGGUGGAGACCUUAGGGGAAGGAGCCUUCAGCGGCAUAGAGGCGACGCUGCAGGUGCUGGACCUCUCCCACAACCGCAUCACUAGCGUACACAAGGAUGCCUUCGCUCGGCUCAAGGCCCGCGUCAUUGUGGACGAUAACCCCUGGCAUUGUGACUGCGCCCUGCAGCAGGCCAUCGGCGGGAUGGCCCACAACCACGAGGCCGCCGCCCGGGUCCUCUGCAGGAGCUCGGAGCUUCGUGACCAGGAGGGUCGACCUUUCUUAGCGGUGGACACGGACCUCUGUAACCUGGCCAAAAGGACCACAGACUACGCUAUGCUGGUCACCAUGUUCGGCUGGUUUGCCAUGGUCAUUUCAUAUGUUGUGUAUUAUGUCCGGCAGAACCAGGAGGACGCCCGGCGCCACCUGGAGUACCUCAAGUCUCUCCCCAGCAAGCCCAAGAAACCCGACGAGGCUGACGAUAUCAGCACCGUCGUCUGACGUACACCAAAAGCUAUUGUCACAGGACGUUUACAGUGUUUACUAUUUCAAACUUCUAAGUGAUGUGAGCAUCAAGUCUGCCGAGAGAUCUUUGUAUUUUGGGAACUUCUGUUGUUCGUACCAGGGUUUGUUCACGACCGAGAGGAGAAGGGAGGCCGCAGAGUCUGAGAGUCCAACGCCAACAUCGUCUUUUCUACAGAAACGUGCUUAUGGAGCUUAGAAUUUUUUUAUCUCAGGUUUAAACGUUGACAUGAUAAUGGCUUCUUUUGUUUUUAAAGAAAAUUUGGAGUAUCUGAUAAAGAAAAAAAAGAACAUUUGUAAAACGUGAUCCCUAAACUUCACUUCCAAAAGCCGUCAUUCUGACAUCUCAAAGAUCAGACUGACUUCUUUCAUAACGCUUCAAAUCAAACGUAAGUUAAAGUAUUUGUAUUCGCUGCCUGCUUAUGGAGAUUAUUAUCUGUGUAAUAUUUUAAAGCCUCAGAUAUGAGCAGAUGUUCCAUUCAGACAAAUCAAAAUGUAAACAGAUUUUACAUUUAGUAAACCAUGUGGCGCAGAACAUAUGGACGCUCAUUUCUGCCAAGAAAAUAAUGAUAAAAAAUAAAAGAAAUGUGAAAUAUUACUUUAUUAUAAAUGAUGAAGUACCUUUAAGUCAAAGUUAAGAGAUAGUAAGUCGAAAUUGUAGCUUUUCUUGUAAAGUAACACAAAACUAAGUAUUUUUUACAACUGUAGGCUUUAACUUUAAUGAAGUAAUAAUAGUAAGUGAAGUAGCGCACUAAAUAAAAGCAAAAAAUACAAUAACAUUGUCACGUAAGAAGCUCGAUCCGCAGAAUGUUGACUUACUAUCUCAUCAUUUUAAUUUAAUCUGUCAGUUUGUACGUUUCAUACUUUUCUUUUCCUGAUUGCUCAGCGUGAAUUAUUUCCAGAUGAUCUGAUGCAACGUUUUUGUUGGCAUUAUGAAGUGAUUCUCUGGAACGCUGCUGAUUUCAGUUCUUACAAAGAUACGUUUAAAUACAUUCAAGAUAAGAUGUAUUCUGUGACGAUACAAAGACAGAAAUAUUUCAGUGAUUACAUUUAAACUUUAAUUUUGCAGCAAACAAAGAUGAAUAAUUAUUUAUAUAAGAUUCGUUUAUCUGCCUUCCUGUCAAAAUGAACGUUACGUUUAUCAAGAGAAGAAUUUAUGUAAUUGUUUAAAAUAUUCCCAAAGACUCAAUCGUACAGAAAGCCUCCGCACAGGGUCGCAUGUUUAAAAUCUAUUUUAACAUAUUGAAUUUAAACGUGUGUGUGUUCUUGUUUUGGAGGCAGAACGUUACACGUCUUCUGAGUUUAGUUUAUGGUGCUAUGUGUCGGUACAACAUUUCAGAUCCUCCCUUCUCUCGUCACACAGAAAGCGUCGUCUUACAAUCUAAAGUCAUUCCAAACUCCAGCUGAACUGCACAACCUCCACUCGCCGGGGGACACCGUGACAUCACUGUUGGGUUACAGGUGAUGAUGUCAUUUGCAUGUCCUGUUCCAAAGGUUGAUUCUUUCCCAUUGCAGCUGAACAGUUUAUCCGAAGCCUUGUGCAGAAUCCCUUCCGCUACAUGUCAGUGAGUUCCAGAUGUGCGAGCAUUGUUUUGUUUUCCAGUCUGCGUGUUUGCACACAUGCAUUUUGAAUUUUAUUUCUAGUAUAUUUAUGCCUUAAAACAUUAUCAAACUUGGUGCGGUUAGCUGAAAGCAAAUGGUGUCCAGUAUGAAUCCAUUGGUUUUGAAUUCUAUCUGAAUUAUCAGGAAGAGUAAAUGCUCGGUGAAGAACUGUAAUUGAAGAUCUUGAAUGUUAAGGAUGAAGAAAAAGUAGAUAGCAUUUUUUUAAAAGGGGCCCCAAAGUGUAACUGUUCUUGAGUUUGUUUCUACAAAAUAAUCUUAACUCGCGGUUCAAUUACGAUCUUCUUCCAGAGAUUUUGUCCUAAUCUGUAGUCGUCAUCAGCAGAUGGAGUUCGCUCAGUCCUCAUGGAGCUGGCAAAGUGUUCUGGAACAUCGAUCAUGUGACAAGACUUGUUCCUAUUAUACUAACGAGACGAUCAUGAGACUCCCAACAUAAGACCAGGACAGACGCUGCUGAAUUAAUGUGGACCACAAGAGUAUUCAAGUCAAGUCAGCACAAAACACACUUUUUAAGAGCGGACCCUCGUGGAUCAAACGCUUCUUUGGCUAAACAACAAGGAUUUAGGACAAAACACAUCAACAUCCAAAACAAUCGACUGUGAAGGAAGUCAAAGUCAUCGUCCAGGAGUUCGUCGAGAUCAAGAACCUCCCGCACCAGAAAGCUUCUUUGAACCAGCCCGAUCCCCUGGAGCUUAGGACCCCAUUGGAAAGUAAAGGUGUGGACGUCACGUUCACCUUUUCAUUUACCGGUACAACAUGUCCCCCGAAUCUCAACCAAGUGUUUUCAUCCCCCAACGUCAAACACACCUCAACCGUAGCUUAUUUACCAUAACCACGAACCUUCCCGAACAGUAACCAAGUGUUUUGUAGAAAACAAGACGUUAAAACUUCCCUGAGCUUCUUAUCUUUGCCUUGUUAUCACGUGUUCCUUAAAAACUCACCUCUCUCUGUGACAGCUGAGCAAACUCCCUCUGAGGAUGAAGGCACGUGGCCGACACAGCGAGUAAGUGAGUUAAGAUUAUUUUGUCAAAGAACUUUGUGUCUUAUUCGAUGUUUUGAAAUCUAAGGUUUCUGGGAACAGGCUGUGUUGUACUGUACAUUUCUUCCUUCAGUUUGUGAAGUCUGUUCCUGUCGUCUUUAGUUAGCUGUUGUCAAUCAGAGUCCGUCUUUGUAAAUCUGUACUGAUCAGAAGAAAGCACAAGACUAAAUGUCGGUUUCAGUGGACUCCUCUUGUUGGUGUUUUGUUGUUACUCCAGUCCUUUAGAGUCGAUGCUGUUUACUGUUAAUUGUUACCGUUUGCCUUUCACUCGAUCUCAUUCUUCGCGGGCCCUUUGAAGGGGAGGACAGUUCUCUCAGCGUGGAGACGAUACGAUCAUCUCACACAAACAUCCCUCAUUCAAGCCGAGCUGCCAGUGCAUGCAUCAUUCCCCUUUAACAGCACCGUGUACAGUGACGUUCCAGCAGUGGGUGACGACAACGUUCAUUUUCUCAAAUGGAGGAAAUUAGAUUUUCACCACAAAAAAAAAAGAACUAAUUUCAUCACUACUUUAAAUUAUAACCUAAAGAAAUGUCGACUGGUGACACGAUCCUGGGUGUUGCUGAUAUCUUGUGAUACAUUUCAGUUCAUGUUUUAAUUGUUUGUCACAGAAUUUGUACAAUAAUGGUUGUUAAAAUGACGUGUUAGGGGAUAUGCAAUGAGUAUGUAGGUAGAGAACAUGUACAUAGGAACGUUGAUGUUGUGUGAAACACUUGAAAUCCCUUUAAUUAGUUGUUCUUGAAUGUGCUGAAGCCCUUAGCCUUGUCUUGUAGAGGCGACCUCAUACUCCUCAUGACAGGAUCAGGACCGGCUAUGAGAUGCAUGUACAAAGUGAAGAAGCACAGUGUAGCCAAGGACCCGAGAGUAUUUCUAAGUGCCUGAAUACUUCUCUCACCUUUUGAUUUACUUUUUUAUUCACCUCUUCUUUCUCCACCUCUGGUCUUUGUUCUGAACACAUACGCCUCUCUUAGUUUAGUUCUGUGGAUUUGUAGAUUUCAUUUUGCAAGUUAGAAAAAAAAGACACUGAAUGAACCAUGCUGAUGUAAAGAGCUCAACCGUCCUGUAUCAUAUCCCAGUUCUCCGUGCAGGCAGGGUGCGAAGCAGACUCACGAGAGGAUGAAGAUGUUCGCGCUGACCAUCACGAUUGUGUUGUAACGGCUUCACAGAGCCGACAGAAGGUUAAAUAAAGGAGGUGUGCAUUGGUC